Messenger RNA from Callorhinchus milii (elephant shark), 3593 nucleotides. It is a transcript of the gene cpxm2, whose product is annotated as carboxypeptidase X (M14 family), member 2. The transcript has 14 exons. NCBI's taxonomy places the organism in Eukaryota, Metazoa, Chordata, Chondrichthyes, Chimaeriformes, Callorhinchidae. Gene Ontology annotation, biological process: proteolysis. The record is from RefSeq and is a predicted model, not a curated record. Gene Ontology annotation, molecular function: zinc ion binding; metallocarboxypeptidase activity. The coding region runs from base 50 to 2281 and encodes 743 amino acids.
UGUGUGUGUGUGGGGUGGGAUCUGAACCUGGAUAUUUUUAUUUUAAACUAUGUUUCCUCUAAACAGUGGCUCUGGCUUUGUGGUUCUGGGGCUGUACGUGUGGGGGUUAGUGCUUUUGUCGGGUGGUGUUUGUGGGGACAACCUGGAGGACGAGGAGCAUUAUCUGCAGGAGAUGAUGGGCAGAGAGCACCAGCGCUCCACCACACAGCCCGAGGAGCGACUCUCAGCCACUGCGGUGGGAGAGGGGCACAGGGAGAGGAAAGCCAAGAAGGUGUUCCAGGCAAAGAAGGACACAUCGGUGGGAAAGACAAUUAAAAAUGGAAACAAAAAAACAGAGAAAGGGAAAAAGUCUAACGGAAAAACGUCAAAUGGAAGUCAAGAAAAGAACAAAGUGACUGAAGAAAUGAUCGAAAAAUGUCCUCCUGUAGGCUUGGAGACUUUGCGAAUCGACGAUUUUCAGCUUCAUGCAUCUACAACUCAACGUUAUGGCUUGGGGGCCCACAGAGGCCGACUGAAUAUCCAGGCCGGCAUCUUUGAAGAUGAUUUCUAUGACGGAGGUUGGUGUGCUGGUCGGAAUGAUCAUUCGCAGUGGUUUGAACUGGAUGCCAGAAGACUGACUAAGUUCACUGGAGUUGUAACACAAGGCAGAAACUCGCUCUGGUCAAGUGACUGGGUGACAUCUUACAGUGUUAUGCUGAGCAACGACAGCCACACCUGGAUUGCCAUAAAAAAUGGAACUGAAGAAAUGAUUUUUCAAGGGAAUCAAGAGAAAGAGAUCCCAGUGCUCAAUGAGUUCACUACUCCUGUGGUUGCACGCUAUAUACGGAUUAAGCCUUAUAGUUGGUUCCAAAAUGGCAACAUUUGUAUGCGAUUGGAGAUUUUGGGCUGCCCAAUGCCAGAUCCUAAUAACUAUUACCACAGACGAAAUGAAGUCACAACAACAGACAAUCUAGAUUUCAGGCAUCACACCUACAAAGAAAUGAGGCAGUUGAUGAAGAUAGUCAAUGAACAGUGUCCAAACAUCACUAGAAUUUACAACAUCGGGAAAAGCUACCAGGGACUGAAGCUGUACACCAUUGAGAUCUCCGACAACCCAGGAGUGCAUGAAGUUGGUGAGCCUGAAUUCCAUUACUCUGCUGGGGCUCAUGGAAAUGAGGUACUUGGUCGCGAGCUGCUUCUUCUGCUGAUGCAGUUCAUGUGUCAGGAAUACCUCGCAGGAAAUCCAAGGAUCAAACACCUUGUGGAGGAGACCAGGAUCCACCUAAUGCCUUCAGUAAACCCCGAUGGUUACGAAAGAGCUUUUGAAGUGGGUUCAGAGUUAGCAGGCUGGUCUCUAGGACGGUGGACUCAUGAUGGCAUUGAUAUCAAUCACAAUUUUCCUGAUCUUAAUUCUAUUCUUUGGGAGGCCGAGGAUCGCAAGAGAGCAUCCAAGAAAGAAAAAAAUCAUCACAUCCCCAUUCCUGAAUGGUACCUGUUUGAAAACGCCACUGUAGCGGUCGAGACACGAGCAGUGAUCGCUUGGAUGGAGAAGUUCCCAUUUGUGUUGGGUGGAAAUAUACAAGGAGGUGAAUUGGUGGUAACUUAUCCGUACGACAUGGCGAGGUCCAGCACAAAGGUCCACGAGUACACAGCGACACCGGAUGACCAUGUCUUCCGUUGGCUUGCAUUCUCCUAUGCUUCCACUCACCGUCUGAUGACGGAUGCAAAUCGAAGAGUGUGCCACACGGAUGAUUUCAGUAAGGAUGAUGGGACUAUAAAUGGAGCAUCGUGGCACACGGUCGCAGGAAGUAUGAAUGAUUUCAGCUAUCUGCACACAAACUGCUUGGAAAUAUCUAUGCACGUGGGCUGUGAUAAAUUCCCCCAUGAAAGUGAACUCCCAGAGCAGUGGGAAAACAACCGAGAAUCUCUCCUUGUCUUUAUGGAGCAGGCUCAGAGGGGUAUCAAAGGGAUUGUACAAGACACACAAGGAAGAGGAAUUGCAAAUGCAGAGAUAUCCGUCGAAGGCAUAAAUCAUGAUGUUACAACAGCGAUUGACGGCGACUACUGGCGCCUCUUGAACCCUGGCGAGUACAGAGUUACCGCCAAGGCUGAAGGCUACUCAAGCGCCACAAGGAACUGUGAGGUGGGAUACGACAUGGGAGCCACGCCAUGUAAUUUUAUUUUGGCCAGAACUAAUCUGGCAAGAAUUAGAGAGAUAAUGGAAAAGUUUGGCAAGCAGCCGAUCAACCUGCCAUUUAGACGGAUUAGGCAGCGAGUUCGACAAAGGCGCCGGCAGACAUGAAACUCCUAUCUUUAUAUUAAAAAAAAAGCCCUUUCUAAGUGACCAGAUUUGAACAUUUCCAAUUGCAAUUAUUGAGAUGCAUUGUACGUUAUAUCAUGUAGUGGAGACAACAUUCAUUUCAUUGUCCUAACGUGACAUAUUCAAUUAUCUUUCACGAUAUACAGCUCUUUUCUGCAUGAUGUAGUUAGAAAACUUAUCACAUUGUUGCACAGUUAUAUUGGUAACACUAGAUUGUACUAUAAAACCUUUGGAAAUAUCGGCCAUAAAUACUAACACAUUGAUAUUGUUAACAUAUUUUCACGUUUAGAAACUGUCACAAACUUGUUGGAAUGUUUAGUGUUGUUUAAUUUUGAGAGCUGUCCAAUAAUAAACGCAAUUGUAUUGCUCUAUUUUUAAUGUCCUGUAUCUGUACACCACUACAGGACUUUGCUAUUAAGUUGUGAGUAUCCAUGCUUUGGUUUUCAAUGUAUCCAUCCAUUUCCAAUUUUACAGAGUUUAAUUUGACGCGGUCGAACAAUAAUGAUUUAAAAAGUUAGACUGGCAGCAAAGGGAUUGCUGUAACAAAUCGCAAUAACUUUUAACAGAUAAGCAAGUGAUCACAGAUAUUAAAAGUUGAUAGUGCAAGGCUGACCUUCAAAGUUGCCAAUUUAGAAAUUGUUGUUUAUUUGAAAAUUUGUGAUCAUCUUUUAUAAUAUUUAAAAUACACGUGCAAUGAGUGCUUGAAAGCUCGCACAAUGUUUUAUAUUUUGUGUUUCACAAAUAGAAAUGCUGGACAUUGGAUUGACAAAUGUGGAAUCAGCUGAAGAUUAUUUUUAUGCCAGUUCUGAAUCCAGAAUAGUUCUGUUUCCCUUCAAAAUUGAUGUAAUUAUUCCCAGAUACAACUAAUAUGCUGUUUGCAAGCAAAGUACAUUGAUAGUUGAAAGAUCAGUAUAUGCAAGAAGAAGAAAUUGGCAAUGUUUUGCCACUUCUUACUUUGAUUCUUUUUAAUAUUGUUUACACCACCAUUUCCUAUUUGGCAAAUAAUCAAAGCUUAAUUUAAACAUUUACAUUAAAAUGGAUGAGGUUCUGCAUAUGACCUUGGACAAUAAUUAGCAUGUAUAAUCCUGUGCAAGUGUAUUUAUAUAUUGUGUGUUGAUUGGAUCUAUGGAGAAAUUGUAACAUGGAUUUCCAUAACACAAUGUUUUUCCUUAACCUUUAAAAAGUAACUAUCUUGUUCAUUCUGAAAUCAUUUGUCACUUUGUGCUAAUUUUUUAACUUGCAGUCAAUCUCAAUUCUACAUUUUCUAGCACUUUAAUAAAGCAUUAUAACCUAU